Messenger RNA from Paramecium tetraurelia, 543 nucleotides. RefSeq lists its product as uncharacterized. Gene Ontology annotation, molecular function: magnesium ion binding; hypoxanthine phosphoribosyltransferase activity. Lineage: Eukaryota; Ciliophora; Oligohymenophorea; Peniculida; Parameciidae. The transcript is spliced from 3 exons. The record is from RefSeq and is a predicted model, not a curated record. Gene Ontology annotation, biological process: guanine salvage; purine ribonucleoside salvage; GMP salvage.
AUGAAUUUAAUAAUUAAAGGCAAAGAGCUUUAAUUGUAUUUUUCCAAAGAACAACUCAAUAACAUGGUUGCCAAGACGGCAAAUUAAAUCUCAGCUGAUUACUAAGAAAAGCACCCAAUUUUUAUAGGAGUUUUAAAUGGAGCUUUCAUGUUUAUGGCAGACUUGAUAAGAGCUGUUGAUCCUUAGCUUAAAUUUUAAAUUGAUUUUAUCAAAUUAUGUAGUUAUGAUGGAUUAGGUAAAUAGUCGACUGGAAUAGUAAAGGCAUUAAGUGGAUUGAAAAAUGACAUCAAAGGUCAACAUGUUAUAAUAAUCGAAGAUAUUAUUGAGACUGGAUUGACUAUUACAGCAGUCAUGGAAGAAAUGAAGAAACUAGAACCAGCUAGCAUUAAAUUAUGUGCUUGUUUUCUUAAGACUGGAAGAUAAAAAAUAAAUAUCCAGCCAGACUACCUAUGCACAGAAGUAGAGGAUAAAUUUAUAAUUGGUUAUGGAUUAGAUUGGGAUGAAUACGGAAGAGGAUUGGAUCAAUUAUAUUAUAUUUAGUGA